Messenger RNA from Durusdinium trenchii, 351 nucleotides. Lineage: Eukaryota; Dinophyceae; Suessiales; Symbiodiniaceae. The record is from the annotation of a GenBank genome assembly.
AUGCAGCUCAAGGGCAUCCACAAAGCGCAGAUGAUGGCGGUGAAGGAAUCCAUGUGUAGUCAGGUCUCGUCGGGUCCAUGUCGGCCCGAGGGUCGGACACUCCGAGCGAGGAGCCAUGAGGUUCCGGGGCAAGAGUCCUGGCGACGGGAUGUGGACAACAGCCAGCUCUGGAAGGUCUUUGGUCUUCACACGGCUGCGGGGAGGAACCUGAAAAAGCUGUAUCAGCCGCCCCUGUCCGUGCCGCUCCCUGGGCGAAGUCGGUCCAGACUAGGCGAUAGCGACAAGGAGAACUUUCAGAACACCUGGUCCAGCCCCUUUCUCGCGACACGUGCAGGUGGUUCUUCUGGUUGA